AUGUCGAGGAUCUGUUUCCGGUCCCAGCUAGCAACAACAGGUACCAGAGCAGCAACAGGUACGGAGCAGCAACGGUGCCAGAGCAGCAACAGGUGCCAGAGCAGCAACAGGUACCAGGCAGCAACAGGUGCCAGGCAACAACCAGGUGCCAGAGCAACAACAGGUACCAGAGCAACAACAGGUGCCAGAGCAGCAACAGGUGCCAGAGGCAGCAACAGGUAUGGAGCAACAGCAGGUGCCAGGCAGCAACAGGUGACCAGAGCAACAACAGGUACCAGGCAGCAACAGGUGCCAGAGCAGCAACAGGUACCAGAGCAGCAACAGGUGCCAGAGCAGCAACAGGUGCCAGAGCAGCAACAGGUGCCAGGCAACAACAGGAGCCGGGUAGCAGCAGGUUCAGAGCAGCAACAGGUACCAGAGCAGCAGUGGGUGCCAAGCAACAACGGGUGCCAGGCAGCAACAGGUACCAGGCAGCAACAGGUGCCAGGCAGCAACAGGUACCAGAGCAACAACGGAAUUGCCAGAGCAGCAACGAGUGCCAGAGCAGCAACAGGUGCCAGAGCAGCAACAGGUACCAGAGGAACAACGGGUACCAGAGCAGCAACAGGUAACAGGCGCGUGCCAGAGCAGCAGUGGGUACCAGAGCAGCAACAGGUACCAGAGCAACAACAGGUGCCAGAGCAGCAACAGGUACCAGGCAACAGCAGGCGCAGAGCAACAACAGUGUACCAGAGCAGCAACAGGUGCCAGAGCAGCAACAGGUACCAGAGCGACAACAGGUGCCAGGCAGCAACGCCAGGCAGCAACACGGAAGCACAAUUGCCAGAGCAACAACAGGUGCCAGGCAGCAACGGUGCCAGAGCAGCAACAGGUACCAGAACAGCAGUGGGUGCCAGGCAGCAACAGGUGCCAGGCAACAACGGGUGCCAGGCAGCAACGGUGCCGGGGCAGCAACAGGUACCAGGCAACAACAGGUACCAGAGGAACAACAGGUACCAGAGCAACAACGGGUACCAGAGCAGCAGCAGCAGAUUUGCCAGGCAGCAACAGGUGCCAGACGGCCAACAGGUACCAGAGCAGCAGCAGGUGCCAGGGCAACAACAGGUGCCAGGCAACAACAGGUGCCAGAGCAACAGCAUGGUGCCAGAGCAGCAAGCAGACGCAGAGCAGCAACAGGUGCCAGGCAACAGCAGGUGCCAGGCAGCAACGGGUGCCAGGCGGCAACAGGUGCCAGAGCAGCAACGGUGCCAGAGCGGCAACAGGUGCCAGAGCAACAACAGGUUGCCAGGCAGCAACAGGUACCAGAGCGGCAACAGUGCCAGGGCAGCAACAGGUGCCAGGCAGCAACAGGUGCCAGAGCGACAACGGGUGAAGGGCAGCAACGGGUGCCAGAGCAACAACAGGUGCCAGGCAGCGAGACACCCAGAGCAGCAACAGGUGCCAGAGCAGCAACGGGUGCCAGAGCAGCAGCAUGUGCCAGGCAGCAACAGGUACCAGGCAGCAACAGGUACCAGGCAACAACAGAGUGCCAGAGCAGCAACAGGUGCCAAGGCAACAACAGGUGGAGCAGCAACAGGUACCAGAGCACAACAGGUGCCAGAGCAACAACAGGUACCAGAGCAACAACAGGUACCAGAGCAACAACAGGUACCAGAGCAACAACAGGUACCAGAGCAGCAACAGGUGCCAGAGCAACAACAGGUACCAGAGCAACAGCAAUUGCCAGGCAACAACAGGUGCCAGAGCAGCAACAGGUGCCAGAGGAACAACAGGUACCAGGCAGCAACAGUGCCAGAGCAGCAACAGGUGCCAGAGCAACAACAGGUACCAGGCAGCAACAGGCAGCAACAGGUGCCAGAGCAACGACAAGCAGGUACCAGGCAGCAGCAGGUGCCAGGCAGCAACAGGUGCCAGGCAGCAACGGGUACCAGGCAACAACAUGUACCAGGCAGCAACAGGUACCAGAGCAGCAACAGGUACCAAGAGCAGCAACAAGUGCCAGAGCAGCAACAGGUGCCAGAGCAACAACAGACGCAGAGCAGCAACAGGUACCAGAGCAGCAACAGGUACCAGAGACAACAGGUACCAGGCAACAAGGUUGCCAGAGCAGCAACAGGGACAGAGCAACAACAGGUACCAGGCAGCAACGAGUUGCCAGAGCAGCAACAUGUGCCAGGAGCAACAACAGGUGCCAGGCAGCAACGGGUACCAGAGCAGCAACAGGUGCCAGGGCAGCAACAGGUACCAGGAAGACAGCAAGGUACCAGAGCAACAACAGGUACCAGAGCAGCAGGUACCAGAACAGCGAAUUGCCAGAGCAGCAACAGGUGCCAGGCAGCAACAUGUGCCAGGCAACAACAGGUACCAGGAGCAGCAGCAGGUGCCAGAGCGGCAACAUUUGCCAGGCAGCAACAGGUGCCAGAGCAACAACAUGUGCCAGAGCAGCAGGUACCAGAGCAGCAGCAGGUACCAGAGCAGCAACAAGUACCAGAGCAGCAACAGGUACCAAGGCAGCAACAGGUACCAGAGCAGCAGUGGGUACCAAAAGCAACAACAGGUACCAGGCGGCAACAGGUCCAGGCAGCAACAAGGUGCCAGAGCAGCAACAGGUACCAGAGCAUAACAGGCACAGAGCAGCAACAGGUACCAGAGAGCAGCAAUGGAGUACCAAAGCAACAGCAGCAUCGGCAGGUACCAGCCACCUGCUGGAGCACGUCUUAUGAGUGCCAAAGACAGCAAAAUAAUCAAGACGAUUGUGGUGUGUUGAGCCAACCAUUAGUCUACCAGGAAGUGGAACAGCUCUAA
Homarus americanus (American lobster) is the source of this 2805-nucleotide messenger RNA. RefSeq names its product transcription factor SPT20 homolog. NCBI's taxonomy places the organism in Eukaryota, Metazoa, Arthropoda, Malacostraca, Decapoda, Nephropidae. The record is from RefSeq and is a predicted model, not a curated record. The transcript is spliced from 3 exons. Bases 1 to 2805 code for a protein of 934 amino acids.